Amyelois transitella is the source of this 2111-nucleotide messenger RNA. Its product is annotated as piggyBac transposable element-derived protein 4-like. The transcript is spliced from 2 exons. The record is from RefSeq and is a predicted model, not a curated record. Lineage: Eukaryota; Metazoa; Arthropoda; Insecta; Lepidoptera; Pyralidae. Bases 150 to 2006 code for a protein of 618 amino acids.
CCUAGAAAGCUAACGUUCGUCAAAAUGACGACUACUGGCAACAUUUUUCUAUCUCCCUCUAACACCGGUUAGCUUACGCACGUGAUGUUUUGGGCCAACUCAGUGACCGCCUAGCUGCGACGCGUGGCACUCGUGCGCAUCCGUGAACCAUGGCGGCGAGGUCGAUUAUCACCGAUGCAGAAAUAGUUGCGGCACUCGAAAAUGAAGAGUAUGACGAUUUGUCUGACAGUGAGACUGAGGAUAAUUUAUUAGUGGAUGAUGUGGAAAGCGACUACCAAGAUGAACCUGUGAACGAAGAACCUGAACACGUUUCUUCAUCAUCUUCAGACGGUGAAGGGCCACAUGAAAAUCCAUCCAACGCCAAUCCACCCAGUACUCGACAACACGAAGGUUCAUCAGCAUCCAGUAAUAUCAUUACCUUAUCUCAAAGUAGUAUUCGAGGCAAAAAUCGUCAUACUUGGUCUACUAGAAAAGGACAGACAUCAUCGCGAACUUCAGUUAUAAAUAUUGUCCGUAUGGCAAGAGGGCCAACCAGAUCAGUGAAAAAUAUUACAGAACCCCUAGGAUUGUUUGAAUCUUUUCUGACGGAUGAAAUUUAUGGCGAAAUACUAAAAUGGACCAAUGUUGAAAUAGCCAUCAGGAAACAAACCUAUAAGACUGAAACUUCAACUCAAAAUAACGUUUGCAAAGAAGAACUGAAAGCUCUUUUCGGUAUAUUUAUACUGGCAGCUGCUCUCAAGGAUAACCAUCUCACAAGUGAUGAAUUGUUCAGUACAGAAUUUUGCGGUACUCGCUACGUAUCUUGUAUGAGUCGUGAAAGGUUUGAUUUCCUUGUAAGGUGCAUUCGAUUUGAUGAUCGUGAACUAAGAAUUCAAACCAUCGAGUCUGAUCCACUCACACCUAUACGAAAAAUAUGGGAUAUUCUCAUGGUGCAGUGUCGAGAAAACUAUAUUGCUGGUACCAAUGUAACUAUUGAUGAGCAACUGCUGGCAUUCCGAGGACGCAGCAAAUUCAAAAUGUAUAUCCCCAAUAAGCCAGCGAAGUACGGCCUGAAAAUUGAAAUGAUGUGUGACAGUGGUACUCGUUAUAUGAUUGAUGCUUUGCCAUAUCUCGGAAAAGGAACUAAUACAGGAGGAUUACCUCUCGGAGAAUAUGUUGUCAAGGAGAUUACUCGCAGCAUUCAUGGAUCAAACAGAAACGUUACAACUGACAACUGGUUUACGUCUAUCCCCUUAGCCAAAAGUUUGCUACAGCAACCUUACAAGUUAACUAUUGUCGGAACUUUGCGGGCAAACAAAAGAGAAAUACCAGAGGCCAUGAAGAAUAAUAGAACUAGAAGAAUCGGAACUUCCAUAUUUUGCUAUGAUGGGCCACUUACGCUUGUAUCAUACAAACCUAAGCCAAGCAAGAUGGUUUACUUGGUGUCCUCGUGUGACGAAGAAGGAACUGUGAAUCCCACGAACAAUAAACCAGAGAUCAUAAAUUUUUAUAAUUCAACGAAAGGUGGGGUAGACACAUUUGAUCAGAUGUGUUCAAAUAUGUCUUGCAAUCGUAAAACUAACCGAUGGCCCAUGUGCAUGUUUUACGGAAUGCUGAAUAUAUGUGGAAUAAACUCCUACAUUAUCUAUUGUCAUAACGUUUUGACAUCUGGAGGAAAGCCUUUAUCCCGAAGAAGCUUUAUGAAAAAGCUACAUGAACAACUCGUAGAACCAUGGCUAAAACACAGGCUCGAAACACCAACGAUGACACGAAAAAUAAAGGACCUAAUACGAGAUGUGCUCAGCACCAAGCAAGUUACUCAAGACCCAAUUGACCACGCACCUGGUCCAUCAGACAGUAGAAGUUCUCUGACGUCUGGAGACACAACAGCAAAGAAAAGAAAGACCUGUGGUGUGUGCUCCUAUAAAAAGAGGCGCAUGACGAAGAACAGUUGCAGCAAUUGCAACAUACCUAUAUGUGGUGAACAUAACAUUGACUUUUGCCCAACUUGUGCCAAAAAAAACUAAGUUCCUAUUGUUGUUUUUCUUUCAUUAUGUUGUAAUGUUAUUAGUUUAUAAGAAGAAAAGUUUAGUUUAUUUUUAGUUUUUUGUUUUUUUAGUUUUAAGAAGCAA